Molecule: messenger RNA, 2213 nt
Organism: Rhinolophus ferrumequinum (greater horseshoe bat)
Lineage: Eukaryota; Metazoa; Chordata; Mammalia; Chiroptera; Rhinolophidae
Gene: CDCA8
Product: cell division cycle associated 8
Exons: 11
Coding region: 120-956 (278 amino acids)
Biological process (GO): mitotic sister chromatid segregation
Cellular component (GO): chromosome passenger complex; chromosome, centromeric region; spindle midzone
Source: RefSeq, a predicted model, not a curated record
UUUGAAUUUGGUGACGGCGGUCGCACGUUCUGUUGGCCACUGAACCGCUCCCUCUGAGCAUCAGCAGCGACGUUUUCCUCAGUCCUUGUUUUGAGACCCGCAGCCUCCACCGAAGCGCCAUGGCUCCGGCUAGGAAGGGUAGCAGUCGGGUAACCAAGACCAACUCGUUACGGAGCCGGAAGCUCGCCUCCUUUCUUAAGGACUUCGAUCGUGAAGUGCAAAUACGAUCCAAGCAAAUUCAGUCGGACAGGCAGAACCUCCUCAAGGAGAUGGAUAACUUGUACAACAUCGAGAUCCUGCGGCUCCCCAAGGCGCUGCGCGAGAUGAACUGGCUCGACUACUUCGCCCUGGGAGGAAACAAGCAGGCCCUGGAAGAGGCAGCAACAGCUGACCUGGAUAUGACAGAAAUAAACAAACUAACAGCAGAAGCUAUUCAGACACCCCUGAAAUCUGCCAGAACACGAAAGGUAAUACAAGUGGAUGAAAUGAUAGUGGAAGAAGAAGAAAAAAAAAAUAAGAAACCUCAAACGGCAAGAGUCAAAAGGUGUCCUCCAUCCAGGAAGAGAACGCAGUCCAUACAGGGAAAAGGCAAAAGCAAAAGGUCAAGCAAUUAUAACACUGUUACCCCAGCUGUGGGCCGAAUGGAGUUGUCUAUGGUGAAACCAACUCCAGGCGUGACACCCAGAUUUGACUCAAGGGUCUUCAAGACCCCAGGCCUGCGUACUCCAGCAGCCCGAGAGCGGAUUUACAACAUCUCAAUGAAUGGCAGCCCUCUUGCCGACAGCAAAGAGAUCUUCCUGACUGUGCCAGUGGGAGAUGGAGAGAGCAUGCGGCUGUUGGCCAGUGAGUUGCAGAGGGUUGACAUCGCACAGCUGGAUCCAGAGGCCUUGGGAAACAUUAAGCAGCUCUCCAGCCGUCUUGCCCAAAUCUGCAGCAGCAUACGGACUCACAAAUGAGGCUGCUAGUCCAAGAAGCCAAACUUGACAGGAUGGAUCUUCCGUGGGCAUUUCUGGGACCUUCUUCCCUUAAAGCUUAUUGUGUGUUUGAGUGUGAAGUUCCAGAGCAAGGAGAGGUGUUCCUCUUGGAGAAUUCGGGAAGUGAGGAGACAUUGUUCCCCCAUCAGUUAAAGUUUUGCUAUUCACACCUCCCUCCCAGUCCGGGUGACAAAGACACUGCCUGCUGCGUCCAUGCCAUGAAAACUUCCUGUCUUCCCAGCCGAGUUCUCCUUUCUGCUCUCAGAGCUGCAGCCUCCUGUUUCCUGUAACUCAGCGCCCUCUUUGCCCUGUCGCAGUCCCAGAGGAGGUGGCGUGGAAGAACCUCAUGUUCUGGGGAAGACUGCCUACUCGCCCUCACCACAGAACGCUCUGCAUCUGGUGUUUCUCCUCUGUUUGUGCUUGAAGCUGGGAGGUUUGGGCUCAAAGAAGUGAGAGCUCUGGGCCAUGAAAGGGCAGCUCCAGAAAGCUGGGAGGAACCAUACAAAUGCAGGACAGGAUGAGUCCCAGCAGUGACCACAGCAGGACAUACCUCCCCCUCCCACGGCCAUCCCCUCCUCCUGUGGGGGGUACUCAGUGGGGCUUUGGAAUUGCAUUGCUAUGCUCAGUAGUAUUUUUUAGGCUGGCUUAGAGAACCAUGUUUUGUAUUUAUCUGUUUAUCGAAGACCAAAAAUUGGUUUGGAGGCAGUUUCCAUGUCUUGCUUCUCUACCUCUCCUGUCAGUGGGAAUUUGAAUAAGGAAUUGUGGGGCUUGGAUGAGUCUGGGUUUUUACAUGACUGGCACAGAGCAACUCUCUCUAAGCUCUCUGUGGUCCCGUGGCCCCUGCCACGUCUAUAGACUUUGCAGAGAGCGCUUCUCUCAUGGGCUUCGUGGGUGUAACUGGUGUGGUGGCCUCAUUCCACGUGUGGCCUGUGCCCUGGACCAACUGGCACCUCUGCCCCCAAGAAGCACCUGAUGUGGUUCAAGAAUAUGGGAGCUGACAGCACCCCAGGUUUGAGAGCAGUUUUCUCAUGUGUGGCUCUUUGCUGUACUGUGUAUUAUUUUGCUGCAUGACCAAUCUAGUAAUCCAGUCCUGUUUAAGUUGUCUUCUUUUCAGGUUGUUUCAUUCUUUCCUAAGACUUUUACAUACUGUUUUCCUCAGUAAUGGUAUCUCUAAGCUGAUUUCUUGUAAUCAGCUACUGAAAGGUGUCUUUUUUCAAUAAAUUGUGGGUUUGUUUUUCA